This is a messenger RNA of Phyllotreta striolata, 1309 nucleotides long. The record is from the annotation of a GenBank genome assembly. Lineage: Eukaryota; Metazoa; Arthropoda; Insecta; Coleoptera; Chrysomelidae.
CUUUUUUUGACAAUUACGAUCAAGGUUAAAAUUUAUUACAAUUUAUUUGCUUAGAAUUUAGAAUUAGAAAUUUAAAAAUGACUCCGUCUAACGAAUAUCAGUAUUUAGAAUUGUUUUCGAACCUGCUAAGCAUUAUCACCGUGUCGAUAUGUUUCAUUUUGAAAAUACCGCAAAUUUUAACGAUCCUGAAAGUGAAAAAUGCAAGAGGAAUGAACAUCAUCGGUUUGUUAAUGGAACUCAGCAGCUACACCAUCAUGAUGUCGUACAACUUCCGAAGCGGCUACGCGCUAUUGAGUUACCUCGAAUACCCGAUAAUCCUCGUACAAGAAUUGAUUCUCAUAUUUUUCGUGCUCUACUACAAACAGCUACUCAACAAGUACAGUCUCGUCGGCUCGAUAAUCUACGUCUCUGCCGCAACAUCGCUUCUUGCUGGCCUCGUACCGUCCGGCCUGCUGGCCUUCUUAGUGCCUCUCUGCACCCCGAUCGGCGCUUCUUCGAAGGUCGUGCAACUCUACGAGAUCCUGCACACCAAGAACUCGGAAUCCAUCAGCGUGCUCACUUGGUUCAUAUCGGCCUUCACUAAUUUCACUAGGGUGUUCACCAUCUGCGUGGAGUCCAUGGAUCUGACGUUGCUGUUGAAUUUCUGCAUCAACACCUUCCUGAGCAGCUCCGUGAUGAUAGCCGCUUACUGGUACAAAGUGCCUGUUCGAACGAAAGCCGAUUAAACGAGUUAAAUGGGGAUUUUUUUUAUUGUUGCCGUGCCAUUUAGAUCUCUAUUAUCUCUCUUAUUUUGGAUAUUAUUUUCUGCUGUACUUUAACUGGUGUUGGGAUAGUUGUUUUAGGCUUAAUGAGUUUAUUAUUCGGUUAAUUAGUCACUAAUAAACUGAUGUUUUUGUGGGUAUGUUAAUUGUGAUACAAAUAUUUUUUUUACUCUAUUUUUAUAUAUAAAAAUUGUUGUAUUCUUACGAUUUUUGUUUAAAUUGCGUUAAUACAAACUAUUUUAUCUCGAUUUUGGUUGGUAAAUUUAACAGUUUCCUAACAGCUUCUCCGUAUUUAUCCAAAGUGUAUGUAUUUUCUCCUACAAAUAAGAAACGUCCAUUUUAAGGAUUAUUAAGUCGUAAUACAGGGUGUCCCAAAAAUUACCUUCGUUCAUAAGUUUAUCGACAGAGUCCGCGUAUACGUCGGCAUUUUCGAUUUCACCGUGCGGUUUCCCGAAGAGCUUUUCGAUGGUCGCUUUCGAUUUGUUCUUCAGCCAAUCGUAAUAUUCCAUAUCGGCUUCGGUUUUCAAAUUCUCCCACUCUUCAACGUU